AUGAAAUCAUAGAUUGAAAUUUCUAUUAAUUUUAGCAAAUUCAAAAACAUUGAUCUUUUAGCCUCUGGAAUCUAUUAAAUAAGAGUUCACAUUGUACUUAAUCUCAUAAUUAAUAGCCUCAAACUUAACCAUACUAGAUUAUUAAAAUGUCCAUGCCAGAUUAUAAAUAUUCAAGUAAUGAGAUUGGUUAAAAUUUUGUACUCUAUUAAGAGAAUAUUUACGAUAAGUAUUUUUAUUCGCAAGGCUUUUUGGUUCAAUAUGAAAAUGAAGAAUUUCAUUUCAAUAUUGGGUGCUUAUUCAGAUUGUUAGAAACUCAAAAUAUAGAGAUUAUCAUCGAAUUGAUGUUCCUGGAUAAAAAACUUUUAGGAAAUAUUUUUGAUGAAAAUUUUUAGACUUUUGCUUUAAAAAUUAAAUAAUAAAUGCAAAUAGUAUCAAAAGCCACUCUAAUAGUAACGAAUUCACUAAAAUUUAAUUAAACAUAUUAUCCAAUAGAAUUUGAUCCUGAACAUUUUUGUGUAAUUGAAACUUAUAUUCAUACAAUACCAAUUCAAUUUUCAUAUAGCAAGCAAAACUUAUCUAAAAAUCUUUAAAAUGGCUCAAAAAAUGAAUUAUAAGAGUAUCUGAACAAAACAAUUAAUUUGUAAAAGGAAAAUAGAAAAUAAUUAAUAAAAUAACUUUCUCGUUUACAGAAGGAAGAGAAUAUUUAGUUCUUAUUUUAAGAGAAAUAAAUGGAUUUAAAAGAUUAAGUGAUAGAAAAUGAAAUUAUACAAGUAUAUUCUUAUCCAUCAAUAGAGUCUAAAUGAUCUUAAUCAUGAUUUAGUAAUUUUAUGGCACUAACUCUUGGAUGCAAUAUAAGAGCAACAUUAAUAACUUUAAGAUGAAUUGGAAUAAUAAUUCUUAUUUUAGAUGAUCUAAAGAUGGUAAAAUUGUGUUCUUUUAAAUAAAUCUGAAGUUAAAUAAUUAGACUAAGUUCAAUAAUAAGGUAGAUACAACCAUGAGUUUGCAAAACUGAAGAGAAAUUAAUAAAGAUCUUAAAAAAUAGAUGGAAUAAAAUAAAUCGAAUUGCUGCAACCUUUUAAUUUAGACCCAUAUAUAUUUAAAUAUACUUGUAUUAAGAAUGGAUUUUUAUAGAAGCCUUUAAAUUCUUUUGUUCAUUAUGUUGUUCUAGUUCAUGGAUACUAAGGUAAUUCAUAUAACAUGAGAUACUGGAAAUAUAUAUUGGCUCUUCGUUUUAAGGAAAAAAUAAGAUUCAUAUGUCCAACAUAUAAUGAUGACAAUAAACCAAUAUAAGUACAAGCUAAAAUACUUGCUGAUUAUGUUAAUAAUUACAUAAGUGAGGAAAAUAUGAUAAAUUUUAGAUUGUCAUUUAUUGGUCAUUCUCUUGGAGGAGUUGUUAUUAGAGCAGCACUUCCUGAAUUAAGUAAAUUUAACUAAUUUAUGCAUACUUAUAUGAGUCUUGCAUCUCCUCAUUGUGGAUAUGCUUCAUCUCAAAGUUUUUUAGUUGAUGCUGGAUUGAUUUUAUUCUAAACAUGGAAUUCAUCUAAGACACUCGAAGAAUUAAGUUAAAGAGAUCAUAAAGAUGUUAAAAAUACUUAUAUCUAUAAUUUGAGUUAAAUAGAUGGACUUAAUUGGUUCAAUAAUGUUGUUGUCUUUUCUUCAUUUUAAGAUUUUUUUGUGCCUUACAAUUCUGCCUUAAUUUAGAAAAUCGAAAAUUCUAAUGAUCAAAGAGUUUAGGUACACAAUGAAAUUGUUGAGAAUAUUUUAUCUAAGUGUGGUAAAAUUGUUAGAUAUGACAUCAAUUUUUUAUUAAACAAAAAGUAAAUUUAUCUGUUAUAAUAGAAAAUUGGAUUAAUUUAUAGGAAGAGCAGCUCACAUUGAGUUCAUUGACAAUUUAGCAUUCGUAAAAAUGUUUGUUUAUUUGCAGGAUGAAUAUUUUCAUUGA
Paramecium sonneborni is the source of this 1942-nucleotide messenger RNA. The record is from the annotation of a GenBank genome assembly. NCBI's taxonomy places the organism in Eukaryota, Ciliophora, Oligohymenophorea, Peniculida, Parameciidae.